Molecule: messenger RNA, 560 nt
Organism: Hyaloscypha bicolor E
Lineage: Eukaryota; Fungi; Ascomycota; Leotiomycetes; Helotiales; Hyaloscyphaceae
Exons: 3
Coding region: 301-522 (73 amino acids)
Source: RefSeq, a predicted model, not a curated record
AUUCAAAUGAUUAACAUCAACAUACCGAUAUCCACGUCUGCAAAAUGCCGCUCAAAGCAACAAAUACCGUACUCCACCCUGCUGAGACGAGCCCGUACAUAGGCACUGUCACGAUCCCUGUGGCCAAACCAAGGAGAACUAGAUACCACGCCCAAUGCCGUGCUUGUUUGCCUAGCCGAGGAUUUCGAAAGAAGAAAAGACAGAAAAUAUAAGAAUUACAGCUCCUGAAAUCUUCAGCAAGCAGUCUUGACAAAGGGAGUAGAAGUCUGCGUCGCCCCAAGAGCCUUUAAGUUCAAUACGAUGUAUAUUGCGCUCACAACAGAAACGAAACCGACGAUGAGGAUAACAAGGGUUGUAUCGUUUUGGUUGAACUCAUGGUUUUAUGGAUAUGCCGUUGCUAUCUUAGAAGUUAUACCGAAAACGCUGAAUGGCUCAAUCUGUUCGAUACCGGAAGACAUGAACGACCAAUCUGCGCUGCAAAUGAAGGACCCUGGGGAUCGCGCGGCAAUUCUUUCGAUUUGAUCUAUAUGAGGAGCCCACCGCUGCGGCGCAGCUUUGGC